Molecule: messenger RNA, 865 nt
Organism: Hermetia illucens (black soldier fly)
Lineage: Eukaryota; Metazoa; Arthropoda; Insecta; Diptera; Stratiomyidae
Product: lysosomal acid phosphatase-like
Exons: 4
Coding region: 130-822 (230 amino acids)
Biological process (GO): dephosphorylation
Molecular function (GO): phosphatase activity
Source: RefSeq, a predicted model, not a curated record
CAUAAAAUUUUAGUUUUGAGUAGUUCCGUUCAGCGUUGUGUUGACAGCGUUACAAACUUCUUAAAUGGAUUUGUCAAAGUUGAAUGGCCCUCAAAGUUGAUUAACGUCAUACCGCUGGACCAGGAUGAGAUGUUAGCUGUACCUGGAAAGUCAUGUCCCAAAUAUGUGAAGAUCAUAAGAACUGGACCGCCCUUGGAUGAUCCGGAAUUUAAAAAAAUCAUAGAUUUUGAAUCAGCGGAGGGCAAGGAGUUUCUAGCUCAUAUAGAGAAGAACACGGGUCUUCCCACUUUCUGGUCCAGCAUCCUACUCAAUCUUGAAGAUACUCUAUCGAUUCAGAAAGACAACAAUCUUGAAUUGCCAGCCUGGUCUGAACCUGUUUACGAGCCAUAUCUGAAAUCACUGAGUCCCAUUGUUUUUGAUGGUUGGAGCUCUUCGUAUUACAUGAAAAUUCGUAGUUCGGCUCUUUUUAAGGAUAUGACGAACAGAUUUGACAACCUGAUCACAGGAUCUGCCGAUCAGAAUAUAUUAUUGUAUUCAGCUCACGACGCCACUAUUGGUGGAAUGCUUUAUUUGUUUGGGAUUAGGGAUCAAAUCCCCGUCAUGCCUGCCUAUGGAUCCUCACUCAAUUUGGAACUUCAUGGAAAUGCAGAAAUAGAAAACGAUUAUGAAGUGAAGUUGGUAUAUUCUGCAACUUACGACGAUGAAAAUCCUACUGAAGUCAGUAUUCCAAAUUGUUCGGCACCGUGUCCUUACAAAAAGUUCAAGGCGAACAUCCAGCCGAAUCUUGUAGAUGAAGAUUAUGAUGUUGUAUGCUCGAAUUAAUAAACUGGCAAAGAUUCCGCGAAAUCUGAUCAAUACUGCAUUU